Scutellospora calospora is the source of this 445-nucleotide messenger RNA. The record is from the annotation of a GenBank genome assembly. Lineage: Eukaryota; Fungi; Glomeromycota; Glomeromycetes; Diversisporales; Gigasporaceae.
AUGCCCAAAAAACAAGUCAAACGCAAAGAAAAGAAACCAAAGAAAAAGGUGGCAUGGAGUGAGGAAGAUGAGACACAUCGCCAGGCACCCAUCAAUUGUGCUGAGGCAUACGCUAAAGCUCAACAGGAAGUUCUCUCUAUUCCGGGUACUUCAGUCAUCGAAGACAUCCAAUAUGCAAUGUCUCUUCUCUACAAGCAAUAUAAGGCUGAAACCUGGCCAGAUAAGUUCAAGCAAAAACACGAUCUGUCACGUGCCGAGUCUCCAACAAAGGAAGCCUUAGUUGCGGCCAGAAUCCUUGAAGAAUACUCAAACUUAACAACAGUUUUGCAUCAAGAGCUUAAUUACGAUUUUUACUGGGCCGUUAAUGAAACCGGAAAAAUUCUUGGGAAGGCUACAGGAGAAGAAUAUGAUGAUGAUGAUCUUGAAGAAUGCGACUCUAUGGAAG